Messenger RNA from Apiotrichum porosum, 2148 nucleotides. RefSeq lists its product as uncharacterized. The transcript is spliced from 7 exons. The coding region runs from base 1 to 2148 and encodes 715 amino acids. Gene Ontology annotation, biological process: RNA 3'-end processing. NCBI's taxonomy places the organism in Eukaryota, Fungi, Basidiomycota, Tremellomycetes, Trichosporonales, Trichosporonaceae. The record is from RefSeq and is a predicted model, not a curated record. Gene Ontology annotation, molecular function: nucleotidyltransferase activity.
AUGCAUCCCGGCGUCCUCCACCGUCGCUUCCUGAGCGACCUCUCGACGUCGCUCUUCUCCUUUGUCCUCCCGCUCCUCCCCACGAGCGAGGAGCUCACCAUCAAAGAGGAGGUGCGCACGCUCAUUGAGAAGCUCAUCAAGACGAUUGAGCCCAGCUCCCGUUUGCUGUCCUUUGGCAGCAGCUGCAACUCGUUUGGUCUGCGGAAUUCGGACAUGGACCUCGUGGUCCUCAUCGACGACCCGGACGCGGGCCUCGAUGCCUCGACGUUUGUCCAGAUGAUCGGCGACCUCCUCGAAAGGGAAACCAACUUUGACGUCAAGCCCCUGCCCAAGGCGCGCAUACCGAUCAUCAAGCUCAACCUCGCUGCGUCCCCCGGCCUCCCAUAUGGCAUUGCAUGCGACAUUGGCAUUGAGAACAGGCUAGCGAUCGAGAACACUCGUCUGCUCCUCACCUAUGCGACCAUUGACCCUGCGCGUGUCCGCACCCUCGUCCUUUUCCUCAAGGUCUGGGCCAAGCGUCGCAGGAUCAACUCGCCGUACCGUGGCACUCUGUCGUCUUACGGCAUCACCCUCAUGGUGCUGUACUUCCUGGUGCAUGUCAAGCAGCCGCCUGUGCUGCCCAACUUGCAACGCAUCGCACCUGUCCGCCCCAUCACCGAGGAGGAGAUGAUGCUCGAGGGCCGCAACGUCUACUUUUUCGACGACGUCGAGAUGCUCCGCCAAGAAUGGUCGUCUGUCAACUUUGAGAGCGUUGGCGAGCUUUUGAUCGACUUUUUCCGCUACUUUAGCCACGACUUCCAGUUCAACACCAUGGUCCUGUCGCUCCGCGCAGGCCCCCUGACCAAGGAGAGCAAGGGCUGGACCAACGACAUUGACAUGGCUCGCGACCGCAACCGUCUCUGUAUCGAGGACCCGUUCGAGAUUACAUACAACGUUGCGCGUACCGUCACCAAGGACGGCCUGUACACCAUCCGUGGCGAGUUUAUGCGUGCCACGCGUAUCCUCACCCAGCGCCCCGAGCGCGCCGUCCUCGCCCUCGCCGAGUUGUGUCGCGAGCGCGACGACGAGCUCCUCCGCGCACCACGCUCCGCGUCGCCUGCUCCCCGUACCCUCAACGUCCGCGCCCCGUUUAACAGCGGCAGCACCCCCGGCUGGAGGAGUCAGUCGCAGCAGCCCCACGACCGCUACCAGGGUGGUGGCCGCGACGGCUAUGAGCGUCAUGAGCGUCAUGCACCCCCGCACAACGGCCCGUCGCCCGUCAACGACGGCCCCUCGCACGCUCGCCGCGGACGGCAAAGCGACACUGGACCUGGCUCUAGCGCCGCCGGUUCGGACAUGUCCAACGACGAGAGGUGGCUCCAGUCGCACGCCGCUGCUGCCGGCGGCGGCCUGGGUCUUGGCGGCUUCAACGAGGCGUCCAUCCCAGACUUUAACAGCCGCGGACGCGACGUCGCCCCCGUGUCUGUUCCCCUGCACCGCCCGUCGCCUCUCGAGGCCAACAACUCGCGUUCCAACUCUGGUCGCCGGGGGACCACGUCGUACGACAACCCCAACGCGGUCGGCACCGUCUCGGCCCCACUGUCGCCGUCGCGCCUGUACGCUCAGCUGGAGAUCGGACGUGGUGCCGGUGCGGGCGCACCACAGUGGUCGACUGGAUACGAGUCGCAACGAGGAGGCGCGUUUGGCGCUCCUGGCGGUCCUACCAGCGCACACCCCGCCGGCCCGUCGACGUACGGCGCCGGGCAGGGCCACGCAGGCGGUGAUGCCCCCUCGGCUCGCGGCCGCGUUGUCUCGGGCAACCGUGACCUGUCCAUGCCCUCUAGCCAGCUGCACCUCUCGCACUCGGCCAACGAGCACGAGCCCGCCAGCCCCCUGCCGGCGUUUGCCCCCUUCUCCCCGCCUGUUCUGGCGACCUCGCUGCACCCCAACAGCGCCAGCGGAUCGGCUGGUAUGGGCACCAAGAACAACACCGAGGCGUUCAUCAGCCCCAGCACACUGCUCUCGCCCUCGCCCCAGGUACCGCCCUUGCCAGCAGACGGCAGCAAGGUCGAGUCCUUGGCCAAGAGCUUUGGCCAGCUGGGUGUGGACGUCGGCGAGCCCGCAAAGGCUGCCGAGAGCGCGGCGGCGGCGGAUGGCGCGGCGCCAUAG